AUGGAUAAGGCGCUAAAUAGUCUCACCUCCCUCAAAAGUGUUUGUAGUUGGCUACACAGCCACACUUCACACCCUAGACAACAUGAGUCUCAAAGUGUUGCUGUUAUCUCCACGUCCGCCUCACUAUCAUCACCACAACACAAGAGAAGAUCAAGGUUGCACUUUCACACCCCACUCAAGGUAUUAAGCAUGACCAAGGAGAGCAGUGAAAGUGGCAAUGGAGUUUUAGAAAAAGCAGCAAUAGGUGGUGGAUUAGUCUCAACUCCAGUGAUUGGGUGGUCUCUUUACACUCUCAAAACCACUGGGUGCGGCCUACCCCCCGGUCCCGGAGGUUCAAUUGGUGCUCUAGAAGGAGUCAGCUACCUAGCGGUUGUGGGAAUUGUGGGUUGGUCCUUGUAUACCAAAACCAAAACUGGCUCUGGUCUCCCUAAUGGUCCUUUCGGAUUGUUGGGAGCCGUUGAGGGUUUGUCAUACUUAUCAUUGCUUGCCAUUCUAGUCGUCUUUGGUUUACAAUUUCUUGAGCAAGGCUCCAUUCCAGGACCUCUCCCAACUGACCAAUGCUUUGGUUGAGAUAAUGUGAUAUCAGCCAUUAAAAUUC
This is a messenger RNA of Pistacia vera, 598 nucleotides long. RefSeq lists its product as uncharacterized. NCBI's taxonomy places the organism in Eukaryota, Viridiplantae, Streptophyta, Magnoliopsida, Sapindales, Anacardiaceae. The coding region runs from base 1 to 570 and encodes 189 amino acids. The record is from RefSeq and is a predicted model, not a curated record. The transcript has a single exon.